AUGACAAACUCUAGCUUUGGUGCUUUGAUACAUGCCUAUGAUCUUUUGAUCAAUGUUCCCACUGUAGAUAUUAGUUUUAAUCAAAUCGCUGACCAGGUUUUGCCCGUAUAUCCAAAUGAUAAGACAAAUGGUAUUUACUCAUUAGAUUUAAGCAAUAACAAGCUAACUGGUUCAUUGGAUCAAUCUUAUUUUUAUUAUAAUACUAAAUUAAUAAGAAUAUAA
Dictyostelium purpureum is the source of this 222-nucleotide messenger RNA. RefSeq lists its product as uncharacterized. NCBI's taxonomy places the organism in Eukaryota, Evosea, Eumycetozoa, Dictyosteliales, Dictyosteliaceae. The record is from RefSeq and is a predicted model, not a curated record. The transcript has 2 exons. Bases 1 to 222 code for a protein of 73 amino acids.